This is a messenger RNA of Cooperia oncophora, 3105 nucleotides long. The record is from the annotation of a GenBank genome assembly. NCBI's taxonomy places the organism in Eukaryota, Metazoa, Nematoda, Chromadorea, Rhabditida, Trichostrongylidae.
AUGUCUCGCUCUGUCGUCAGUAUUAUCAGAAAGCAACAGGCAGAACAGUUGUACUGUACACAGGCGCAAAGUAUGAACACACUUCCAUGGUACCUGCUGUUUAUCACUGCUCGUCGUGAUGUAACAACGCCACUUGUGUGUCCGUGGCUUAAGUAUGACUGUAGCCAGAUGACCCUGUAUGCUGAUGGUGGGAAGAUUCCGUUUCCCAACAGGAGGGAUCAUCCGCCACAUAUUCCAACCGGUACAGCAGGUUUCGAAGUCUUCACCUUUUAUCCGACUUAUGAAGAAUUCAAAGAUUUCAAAGGAUGCAUACAAAAAAUUGAAGCUGUAGGUGCGCAUCGCAGGUCUGGGAUAUGUAAGAUCGUUGCUCCCGAAGGUUGGACUCCACGGCCAACCAAGGGAAAGUAUGCGUAUAAGGAUGACCAAGUGGAACAUUUCGUUAUACAAAGCCCCGUGAAGGAAUCGGUCGCUCGUCAGAAUGAGGCCAUUCUCAAAAGUAAUCAUGUCUACAAGAAGUCCAUGUUAGCAUCGGAAUAUCGGAAACUUGCCCAAAGUUCGAAAUACCGUAAUCCGUGUCCCGAUCUGCAGGGCAAGGAUAUCGAAAUCCAAUAUUUCAAAAAUAUGUUUACAUCGCAUCCGAUUUAUGGUGCCGACACUGAAGGUUCUUUCUACGAUGAGGGUGUGAACGAGUUCAAUAUGAAGAAGCUUGAGACCAUUCUGGACGAGACAAAGGACGCUACUGGAGGAAAAGUAAUAAAAGGCGUGAACUCCGUCUACCUGUACUUUGGAAUGUAUGGAGCAUCGUUUGCAUGGCAUGUGGAGGACAUGGAACUCUAUUCUAUCAAUUUCCUUCAUCAUGGCUCACCAAAGUACUGGUUUGCGAUUCCUCCAGAAGCCUCUCCACGUUUCGAAAGACUUAUGCGACAACAGUUCCCGGCGUAUGAUAGGCAGUGCAAGAUCGUUGCUCCCGAAGGUUGGACUCCACGGCCAACCAAGGGAAAGUAUGCGUAUAAGGAUGACCAAGUGGAACAUUUCGUUAUACAAAGCCCCGUGAAGGAAUCGGUCGCUCGUCAGAAUGAGGCCAUUCUCAAAAGUAAUCAUGUCUACAAGAAGUCCAUGUUAGCAUCGGAAUAUCGGAAACUUGCCCAAAGUUCGAAAUACCGUAAUCCGUGUCCCGAUCUGCAGGGCAAGGAUAUCGAAAUCCAAUAUUUCAAAAAUAUGUUUACAUCGCAUCCGAUUUAUGGUGCCGACACUGAAGGUUCUUUCUACGAUGAGGGUGUGAACGAGUUCAAUAUGAAGAAGCUUGAGACCAUUCUGGACGAGACAAAGGACGCUACUGGAGGAAAAGUUGGUUUAGUGUUCUUACAUACUGUUUACUCGGAAAAUAUGGCUUUCAUGCGGCACAAAAACUUCAUGGUUCUUCCAUCUCUACUGGACAAGCAUAAAAUCCCCUAUGGUACCAUGAUUCAGUAUCCCAAUGAAUUUAUAAUAACAUUUCCUCACGGAUAUCAUAUGGGCUUCAAUCUUGGAUACAACAUUGCCGAGAGCACAAACUUCGCUACAGAUCGUUGGAUUGACUUUGGGAAGAACGCUGUUUUGUGCAAGUGUCGGUCAGACAUGGUGGAAAUCGAUAUGACGCCAUUCAUGAAAAAAUACCGGCGAGAUAACUUCGAAAAAUGGUAUUCGUAUUGGUAUUUACCAAAACCAACCGCAGAAGUCCCACUGAAGAAGAAAAAGAAAAAGCGUGAAGAGGCAGGUUCUAUUGAAAGUUUCUCAAAUGGAGGUGCGAAAAGACGACGUACCAGCGAAGGGAGUGAGAUCACAGAAACCGUAUCAUCGCAUGGUUCACGUAGUUCUGAAACAACUGAGUCGCAGCUGUCACUUCGUGAAUCUUGGAAGCACCGAAUUACAAUGCUAUGGUCCAAUGAGCCGGUGAAUUUCUUUGCGGAAAGAACAUUUAAUCAAGCUGCCGCUCGUAUUUGGCCCUAUUGUGCUGUGUGUCAAUACUUUCAACCAAUUCAUAUGUCUCCGCGACUAGCGUUUGGCCUUUGUUUUGCAAAAGAUCCGCGACGUCUUCCCAAUGUGGAUCCAACAGAAGAUCGACUUUUGACAUGCUCCAAUUGCUGUGUGACAGUUCAUCCUUCGUGUUAUGGUGGCCAGUCUGCUAUACCAUUCCUGGGUUGCUCUCCGCUGCCCAAGAAUCGGAAUGACGUUGCUAUUCGAGGUACUUCAUGCCACCUUUGUGAACUUCGAGGUGGUGCGCUCUUACCAUGUCGAGCUGGCGCAGAUAUAUUGCUUUGUGCAUACAGUUUGUGCAUUCAUUCGGCGAACUGUUUUCAACGACGCGAACAAUCCUUCGUGCUGCUACACUCAUCCUCCUUCAAAGCAAACAUCAAUCAAUGGAGUGCUGUAAGAACUACUUGCCAAGGGAUUAUGUUUUCGAGAUGGGCGAUGAAUAUGAAACAUCCCGCUUUCAGUGGAGACCCUGCCCCUGCCCACAUACGAAUGCUAUUAUGUGGUCAUACCAGAGAAGGCCUUGAGAUUUCAGCAAUGCGACGAGAAUGGCGACCCUGUCUUGGCGCAUGCCACAUGUGCACGACAAGCUGGAUUCUUGUUCGAAAGGCGCACCUUUCCUCAGAUAACUGUCAUGAUUUUGAUCGACACCAACAAUCCGAAGAGAUGGGUUGGUUUACAGUGGGACCGCUGAUGGAUGUGAAUUUGGGUGACAUUGUGAUAGCGUGGAUGGACGGUGGUUCUCGGGUACGACAGGGCAGGGUGGAACGUUUUGUGCUACGAACACUGCUAACGAUCGACUUUGAAGACGGAUCAGUUUCGGAAAACACAUUGCCAAGUGACAUCGUGCAAUGUGGCUGCAUACGGCAGCAGGGUUGUCGCGAUGGACAACAUCAACCUGGCAGCAGGGUUAAAGUGCAAUGGAACGACGGUGAGCUAUACGAUGGGUAUUACCGAUGUAUUUCGAAGACUAUUGAGUAUACAGUAGUAUUUGCCAACGGAACAUCAGCUCGUCUACCAAGAGCUGACCUCUAUGGUGCCGAUGACGUAGUACCUGCUGAAGUUCGAAGACGUUUGCGCAAAUCGCACUGA